CAAAGCAGAAGACUCUACUGACAAGGUCGAAAACCACUGUUGUCUUCAGCCAAUGGCCUAGACAUCCGCGUUGUUUUUGUUCAACGCCAAGGGAAGGCGAAUCACGCAUUCAGAACAAGAACUCAUCAAACAGCAAUGUCGUUAUCCUGCGCCUCUUGUGAAUGCCAUCAGCCCUCAGUACGGCCGACCACCAAUCCAUCUUCUUGCACAAUGUUGACGGCAAGCAAGCCAGCCCCAGAACCCGUUGAAGUGUCAGUCACUAAAGGAUCCUCUGUUGAAAAACCAACAGAAGAACCUGAAUUCCGAGAGGAAGAUGAGCCACUCCUCAGAGAGAACCCGAACCGAUUUGUCGUUUUUCCCAUUCAGUACCACGACAUCUGGCAGUUCUACAAGAAGGCCGAAGCAUCAUUCUGGACCGCCGAGGAAGUCGAUCUCUCAAAGGAUCUAGGGGAUUGGAACAAGCUGAAGGAUGACGAGAGGUAUUUUCUCUCCCACGUACUGGCCUUCUUUGCCGCCAGCGAUGGCAUCGUCAACGAGAAUCUGGUCGAGCGCUUCAGCAAGGAAGUACAAGUCACUGAGGCAAGAUGCUUCUACGGAUUUCAGAUCGCAAUCGAGAACAUCCACUCGGAAAUGUACAGUCUGCUCAUCGACACCUACGUCACUGAUGCCAAAGAGAAGCACCAUCUCUUCAAUGCCAUUGAGACCAUGCCGUGUGUGAAGAAGAAGGCCGACUGGGCACUGAAGUGGAUCAACAGCCAGGAAGCAUCGUUCGGCGAGCGUGUCAUUGCGUUUGCUGCAGUGGAAGGCAUCUUCUUCUCAGGAUCAUUUGCCGCCAUCUUCUGGAUGAAGAAGAGGGGACUCAUGCCCGGUCUCACAUUCUCCAACGAGCUGAUCAGCAGGGACGAGGGUCUCCACUGUGACUUCGCUUGUCUCAUGUACAAGCAUCUUGUGCGCAAGCCGUCUCCAGCGCGCAUCACCCAGAUUGUUACCGAGGCCGUCACGAUCGAGCAAGAAUUCCUGUGCGAUUCCUUACCAUGUCGGUUGAUCGGUAUGAACAGUGACCUCAUGAGCCAGUACAUCGAGUUUGUUGCAGACCGUCUCCUUGUGGCACUCGACCAGCCCAAGAUUUGGAAGAAGGAGAAUCCUUUCGACUUCAUGGAGAACAUCUCUCUUGAGGGCAAGACAAAUUUCUUUGAGAAGCGUGUCGGUGAGUACCAGAAAGCUGGUGUCAUGUCGAAUGAUAAGGACUCGCAUGUGUUCACCCUUGACGAAGAUUUCUAAAUACCGACUCAUCCAACGUGUAAGAAACCCACCAUUUGCUUUUUCUUUGCGCUGCCUGGUCCAAUCUGCUUAUUUAUGUAUCGUAGCUAGAGUAGUCAGCUGAGCUUUGUCUUUUUGACGUUAGGAGCUGUACACAUCGCUUUCCACCACUACUGCGUGGUGCUGGUUGUAGCUAUAUUAUAUUUUACCUUAUUGUUGAAGUCCUGCUGUUGUCCAUAGUUCUUUUUAUCUGUACAUCUUCUGGCUUGCUGCCGUAUUGAAUCAAAUAAGCUGUGAAUAGUGCCCGUAACGCCUGAUUUAAACCUAAUAUUACCACUUGGCUGUGUGAACGGAUCACUCAGCAGCCACCCUCUACAUAUUCAUGAAAUUCGCCCCAUAAUAUUUGUACGUUGCCAUAAAACUUAUUUUCUCAUGAAAAGAUCUAUCUGAGCUUGGCACGUGUCAUCUCCUUCUUCUUUUUCACGCGUGCAUAUUGCCCCACCUCCACUACAGGCCUAUCACUGGCAGAUGCACUUUCUUCAAAACAGUGCCACCUUCCUUGUGCUUGUCAGAACCGAUGAUCAUCAAUCAUGUAGUAAUCGCUUUCUUCUAGAGUGACAGGCUUUUCUGGCAUUACAUGUACAUUCUAGUACUCAUGUCUAACUUUUUGUAUUGUCUAGUGAUAUUGUGCCGUGUGCAAUAAAGUCGCACUUCCAACGUGA
This is a messenger RNA of Sycon ciliatum, 1982 nucleotides long. RefSeq names its product ribonucleoside-diphosphate reductase subunit M2 B-like. The transcript has 11 exons. Gene Ontology annotation, biological process: deoxyribonucleotide biosynthetic process. The record is from RefSeq and is a predicted model, not a curated record. NCBI's taxonomy places the organism in Eukaryota, Metazoa, Porifera, Calcarea, Leucosolenida, Sycettidae. The coding region runs from base 136 to 1281 and encodes 381 amino acids. Gene Ontology annotation, molecular function: oxidoreductase activity.